AUGGUGAAGGCCACCGAACUUGUGAAAUGGUCCUUACUUUUUGAAGAUAGUGAUAGCGCGGUGCUUAUGAGAAUUGAGUUCCUUGUUGUGGCCAUUGCAUCUGUCUUCCUCCUGAUGUCAUUCUUGGACAUGUUCCGUCGUCGGUGCCGCUACUCCUCCAUCAAGUACCUCUUACUUAUCCUCGACGCCAUAAGUGAUUCCUCAUUCAUCUACACAAUUGGGCUGAUGCAGAGUGCACCCUUCAAGAAAGAUCUGUUUUCAAUAUGGGCGCUAAUAUUGGUCAACCUGCGGUUCAAUGCUUGCUUCAUCUCGGCAUACGGCAUCCCUGACCAAGACAACAGCCACAUUACCGAGGGCGCUAGGGUGAUGUCACUUCUAGGGGUGGCCUUCUUAAUUGGCACACAGAACAGUCAGUUCAAGCAUCCCAUCUGGGUGCUCUGGGCAAUGCAGCAAAUGAGAAGUAUGUACCUAAUAGUUGCGUACAGUUGGGCCUCAGGCUCCUUCUUGCACGGUUGGAGCUCACCACUUGUGACAGCAUAUAUGGGUACCGAGGCUGGUAUUUGUAGGGAGGGGGAUCCGACCACAAUGUUAAAAUACAAGUACCUGGUCUGUGGAGAUCAGAAGCAGAAGGUCCAGCUGCAGGCGCCUGGGUAUGAAUUUUAUCUGAAAGUGAAGUCAGAGGGAGUAUUCAUCACUCUUGACAAGACUUGGCAGCUGCCCAGCAACCAGCAUGCAGACGACGAUGCAGGGGAUGUCCAACCAUCAUGGACCAAAGACCUAUGCCUGUCCUUUGCACUAUACCGGCUACUCCGUUGCAGAUUUGACGACUUACCCCUGCCAGCCGAUAGUAUUAAAAGCACCAGAAAAUUAAUGUAUGAAAUUAUUGGCAAGAAGGAUGAAGAUUUGUCUGCACAAAUACAUCACCACGCUGAGGGAACAUUCAGCGGAGAUUUACCUGCACAAAUAGGCCACCACAGUGAGAGAUCAUUCAGCAGAGGUUUACCUGCACAUAUAGACCACCACGCUGAGAGAGCAUUCGGAAUUGCUGAGUUGGAGCUAGCAUUCCUCAAUGACUACUUCUACACUAGAUACCCCAUCCUUUUUUGGCGUGGCUUCCCGCUGAUUUUUGCUUGGUACCCUCCCUUGACCAUUGCUCUCAUUGCUUGGCUUGGAAGGGACAUUUAUAAACUCUACAAGCCUAAACAGGGGGAAAUUGCCCACGUCGUACACAGGGUCAACGUUGACCUGAUCAUCACAUGGAUAUUCAUGGGGAUUAUCGUGCUGAAGGAGUCUUGGAAGGUGGUCACCUACUUGUUGUCCGACUGGACCAAGGUGAUGUUGCUGUGCGAAUACACUUCGAGGACCCUGAAGUGGGUUCCAGAGUGGCUGUGGGAGUUCUUGGUUCAGAUCUUGUGCGCACCUGGAUGUAGAAUUGGGCGCCGUUGGCACAAUAAGAUCGGUCAGUAUGAAUUCUUGCAGUCAUUUGGUCACAAUCCUAGGAACAUUCUUUACUGGUUAAGCCUUGGCUUGGUCCCAAAAGAAAUUAGAGGUGCAAAAGUAGGCAGCCCAACGGAGCUGCCAGAGGAUGUGAAAGCCGCCGUUCUCAAGUCACUUUGCUCAUUAGAUCUUAAGCAGAACUCACUAAAGUCAGACCUGCCGACUGAUGUUAAGCAGUUCAACUUCGAGUGGACUUUCAAACUGGGUACAUGGUGCCAUAGCAUUCUUGUGUGGCAUAUAGCAACAAGCCUCUGUGAGAUUGAGCUUGCCCAGCACUACAACUCAAGCUUAACCACUUCUGAGUUACUGUCUGCAAUCAAGACUGCUCUCAAUUGCUUUUCCUCCCAGCCAUAUGUUAUAAAGGAAGACAGAAUUGAAGGGUGGCUGCGGGCUAAUUAUAUAGCCGCCAACAGUAUAUCACGCUACUGUGCCUAUCUGCUUCUUAUAGAACCAGAUUUGCUACCUGACAGUUUCCUAACUGCCGAUGACUUAUUCAGAAACACCGUCGAUGAGGCUUUAGAUAUCCUGAAAGGCUGUGACACCCUGCAAAGCAUAUACAGAAGGCUGAUUCGAGGAGUGCCUCAACAAGACGACCAAAAAAUGGACAGAUUAAGGACCCAUCCCAAUACGAUACUUGCGAGUGCUGCACGCCUUGCUUGGUCUCUGAUUCAUGAGAUCCCAGAUGAAGUAGUUCGCUGGAAGGUCUUUGCAGAAGUCUGGGUCGAUAUACUGGUACACACAGCCCCCUCAUGGAAUGCCUCGGCUCACAAGAAAUGCCUUGCAACAGGUAGUGAGUUCAUAACGCAUAUAUGGGUCAUUCUUUCUCAUUGCAACGUCCACAGCAGCAAGCGCUGGCCAUACCAAGAACCCCCACACGAUGACGACGACCAAGGAGUGGAACGGCAAGGAGUGGGAGCACCAGCACCACAUGAACCAAAUGUGGGUGCUGCUGGUGAACGAAGCGUCAGCAAGGAUCCAUCAAAUGGAGCACUGCAAGAACAAGACCAAAAAUGGGGUCCAAUUCCGGGGCAGCAAUUGACCACAAAUGGUCAACAGCUUGCUCAGAACGAAACAGAUGAAAGCAACAAAAUACAAGAGCUCGGAGCCGAUUGGAAAGGAUGA
Triticum turgidum subsp. durum (durum wheat) is the source of this 2619-nucleotide messenger RNA. The record is from the annotation of a GenBank genome assembly. Lineage: Eukaryota; Viridiplantae; Streptophyta; Magnoliopsida; Poales; Poaceae.